Molecule: messenger RNA, 1863 nt
Organism: Mizuhopecten yessoensis (Yesso scallop)
Lineage: Eukaryota; Metazoa; Mollusca; Bivalvia; Pectinida; Pectinidae
Product: parkin coregulated gene protein homolog
Exons: 5
Coding region: 129-869 (246 amino acids)
Molecular function (GO): Hsp70 protein binding; Hsp90 protein binding
Source: RefSeq, a predicted model, not a curated record
UUGUUGCUUGACUACCACACCAGUUGUUGACUCCAUGAUCAACCGUGUGUUGUGUUUCAUGCGUACAGUAUAAUAGACUAUUGCAGUGAGAUAAAGUAAGGCCGAAAGGCGCACGAUAAAACAUAAAGAUGCCACAGGAAACGUUAAGAGCCAAGACUAAGUAUUCAAAGGAGGCUAAUGACAAAUGCAUCAUACCGAGAUGCCAACCUUUUACAGUUCAGGCUAUGAGAAAAGGAUGUGAGACUGAUGUCGGCAUGCCUCCGAUGGCAGGUGCCUUUAGAGCAAGAAAUAAGUCAACCGCCACAUCAUUUCAUAAGUUCUACGAGAGGGGAGAUUUCCCAAUAGCCUUAGAACAUGACACAAAAGGCAAUAAGAUUGCAUGGAAGGUUGAGAUUGAGAAACUUGACUAUCACCAUUAUCUUCCACUGUUUUUCGAUGGAUUAUGUGAAACUGAUCAUCCUCACGAGUUCUUUUCAAGACAAGGAGUUCACGACAUGUUAGAGCAUGGAGGGUCAAAAAUACUGCCUGUUAUUCCUCAACUUAUCAUUCCUCUCAAAAAUGCCUUGAACACAAGAAAAAAACCUGUAGUGUGCACCACGCUGAAAGUGCUGCAGCACUUGGUGGUGUCAGCAGACAUGGUCGGGGAAGCACUGGUGCCUUACUACAGACAGAUCCUCCCAAUCCUCAAUAUAUUUAAAAACAGCAAUGUGAAUUCUGGUGACGGUAUUGACUACAGCCAGCAGAAGAGGGAAAAUGUUGGAGAUCUCAUCCAAGAAACACUGGAGAGCUUUGAGAGGCACGGUGGAGAGGAUGCAUUUAUUAAUAUCAAAUACAUGGUUCCAACAUAUGAAUCCUGUAUGCUAAAUUGAUAAGUUUCAUAUUGUACAAGUGUGAAAUAAGUAACUUUUACAUUUGGAAGACGUUUGAUCAAACUGGAACUAUUGGAGAGUUUGUUAGCUUUACAGAGUUACCGGCUUACUAAGAUUUACAUGGAUAUACCAUAAUACCAUCAUAUUGAAAACUUAACAGAAAAACUAAGUACAAGACAACUCUCUUGCAUAGUUUUUUUUUUUUCAGGUCUUUCUCCAGUCAACUAAUUAUUAGGAAAUGUGUGUGUAUCAUUGAAACACCCAAGUGUAUAUUGCAGCCAUUAGUUGUUUGCCACUGAAGUUUGUGUAAAAUCUGAGAUGGCUGUUUUAUAAUCAGUACUAAGUUUCACCCUCACCCUAUGAUGUUUUUUCUCGUGUCAGAUACAUGAACAGUGAAUGUCCUCUUUGUUUUUAAUUCAGGUUUGUAAAGUUGUACCGACUACACCAUUACUCAGAUUUUAAAUUGGUAAUAUGAAACUGCAGUCCUGUUUUAUCUUUUAUGUAAAAAUUUCAAGUUGACAAGUAUUUUGUCAAAAGAUGCUCACAAAUUGGCAUCCAUACAUUUUGACAAGUACCAAGUUUGUGCAUGGAAAUAUUUGAUAAAAAGUGAUUUGUCAAAUUACUUUUAUAAUCAUUUUGUGCUUCAUUGGUUUGAAACACAUCAGUACACGUUGUGUAUCAGUUCAUCUAUGUAUAUAUAAAGCUUCAUCCUCUCUAUCAGCUGGAUAAGUCGUGUAUUUCUGCUAUGUGAAUUUAAAACUAAACAUUCUGCUCUAUAUCCUUAUAGAUUAAGAAACAAGACUGUCAAGGCUACAGCUGUGUAAAUGACUCCAUUUGUUACAUUCUUGUGUUGACUGUGUUAUAAAGAACACACAGCCAUAUUUAGUAUAGGACCUGUACCUGAGAACACGAUAAUAUGAAGUCACAUGUUUUUGAUUUGUAUAGAUAAGCUUGCUGGUGAUAUAAUUGAUCCUAUAUUAAAUAAUUAUCAAUA